Messenger RNA from Lytechinus variegatus (green sea urchin), 4275 nucleotides. RefSeq names its product beta,beta-carotene 15,15'-dioxygenase-like. The record is from RefSeq and is a predicted model, not a curated record. The transcript is spliced from 10 exons. Bases 164 to 1777 code for a protein of 537 amino acids. Lineage: Eukaryota; Metazoa; Echinodermata; Echinoidea; Temnopleuroida; Toxopneustidae. Gene Ontology annotation, biological process: retinal metabolic process; carotene catabolic process. Gene Ontology annotation, molecular function: beta-carotene 15,15'-dioxygenase activity; carotenoid dioxygenase activity.
UUUUUUAGCCUCACGCACGGAUGCAGACAUUCAUCGCACAAUGUUAUUCGAUGUGAGAUCAAAAUUGGGACGAAUCGCACAUCAGGGGUACUUCUAGUUCAGACGCCGCGACGAAAAUCAGCCUUUAGAGAGCUAAGAUUCGUCAAUAUAUCUUUCAGGCACAAUGGCAAAAGUGGUGAAUGGAAAGACAGUUACUUCAGGCCAAAUGGACAAAGUCGUUAAUGGAAAGACAACUACCGAAGACAAAUCUCUUCUGAAGAAGAUAUACCAAUCUAUUCAACAGGAGACAUCAACUCCGAUAGAAACGAAGAUCAUAGGCAAAGUCCCGACGUGGUUGAAGGGAAAUCUCUUGCGCAAUGGACCGGGUAAAUUUGAGAUUGGAGAGGAUCGGGUGGAUCAUUUCUUCGAUGGACUCUCUUUUCUUCAUCGAUUUAUCAUUGAGGAAGGGGGAAAGGUCAAAUACCAGGGGCGCUUUCUUAGGAGUGAUAUCUAUGAGAAGGCAUUAAAGCAUCAGCGGUUGACCUUUAACGGUUUCGGGACACCAGCCCGUCAUCCAGAUCCCUGCAAGACCCUCUUCCAACGGAUAUUUUCCUUCUUCAAGAUUGAACUUCCUGAUAACUGUAACGUGAACUGGCUGAAAGUUGGUGAUGAAUACUACACUAUGACCGAGACUCCGCUCAUCAAGAAAAUGAAUGUUGAUAAACUCGAUGUCCUUGAUACUGUUAAUCUAGAAAAGAUAGUCGGAGUACACACAGCUACCGCACACCCUCACGUGGGACAUGAUGGAACCGUGUACAACCUCGGUACAGCCAUGUCUAGGCAAUGCAAGUACUGCAUAAUAAAGGUGCCACCUUCUAAUAACCAAAAUGGUGAAGAUGCGAUCAGCACAGCGUCUAUUCUCAGUAGCAUACCUGCUUCUUCAUACACCCCAACCUACUACCACAGCUUUGGUAUCACGGAAAACUACAUCGUCUUUGUGGAACAACCUCUUCACAUCAACAUGUUCAAAGUGUUCUUUGGUAGGUUGUUAAACAAACCUAUGUCUCACUGUAUGAACUACUACCCGGAUGCCAAGGUCCGUUUUCACCUGAUCCGUCGUGACGAUGGUACCGUCGUAGAGACACGCUACUUAGCCGAUGCAUUCUUCUGUUUCCAUCACUGCAACGCUUACGAGACCAGUGACGGCAAGCACGUCGUUAUCGACAUGUGUUGUUUUGACGACGAUGCCGUCAUGAUGAGAGCCACUAUGGAGAGUAUAAGGAGAGGAGAUCUGAACGUCGAAGACUGUUGGGUCAGGAGAUUCGUGCUCCCACUCGGCAACCAAACGAAGGUUGGAGAAAAUUUGGUAACCAUGGCCGGUUCAGAAGCCUCUGCAAAACUUAACAAUGAUGGUUCAUUCCACUGUGUUCCAGAACAACUUUGCGACAUCAAUUUGGAGUUACCUCAAGUGAACUAUGCCGACUACAACGGGCGUGAUUACACAUACUUGUAUGGCGUUGGUGGAACUAUGCAAACGCUGCACAAGGUUAAUGUGAAGACACAUCAAGUUCAGACGUGGUCUAGCCCCGGCUGUUUCCCGUCUGAACCUAUCUUCGUUGGCGCUCCAACCAAGGAAUCAGAAGAUGAUGGUGUAAUUCUAUCGUGUGUCACCAACCUCGCAGACGAUAAAGAACCCCCUUACUUGCUGGUACUCGAUGCACGUACCUUCAAAGAAAUCGCAAGGGCUGUCAUUCCGGUACCCGUCAGCACCUUCGGCAUUCACGGAAUCUUCGUAUAAGAAUCGUUUUAAGAUCUCCAAGAAAUCGCAGAGGAGCAAAAAUAUAAAUACAUGUAAUAUAAAUCGCCUGAUUAUUGACGCAUCAUUCUGUGUUAAAGACCCCAGUCGGACCCAAAGUGAAAUUGACAUAUGCCUUUAUCAAGGAAUGCGUAUAAACUCCAAAACACGUUAAGAAGCUCAAUAAAGACUGGUCAAAAUCCAUUAAUUUGAGUUUUUCUUAUAAUACUCAGUGGUCAUGAGAUGAAUGGAGCUCAUUAUAUUUCUCAUUCGUCGAUAUCACUAUUGGAUCCGGUCUGGGUCUUCAAGACUAUAAAUUGCCAUCGGCUGAGUAAAAAGGUUGUCAGUGUGAAUGAUUUCCAAUAAAAAUGUAGGCGAGAUCUUCGUUACGUAUACCAUUGGUGGUUGAUCAGAUUCGAUUACUGUUUGAUAUACUUACAUGAUUGGCAUGUACAUUUAUUGACAUUAUUAGCAUAUAUUAUAUUCAUGUAUAUUCAUGAAUAGAUAUAUUCAUGUAUAUUUCGAAUGCAAUGCUUAAAAUGUUUCCUAUAAUGGUUGUAUUUUUAAUAUUGCAUUUUUUUGUGAAAAACCAAUGCAUAUACAGUAUAAGAAAAUGACACAAAAUGUAUGUUGGUGGCUACUUUAUCCUGGAUGAGUGUGUGAAACCUAUAGAUGUACGUUCGUUGUCAAUAUAUUGUCGAUAUGUUACUCAUUUAAACAUGAUGAAAUCGUUAUAUUUUGCCUUGUUAAUUUCUUUAAAAGUGUUAAAGUUGUGCACUAAAUGUAAUUUUGGUUUUAUUUCAUAGUCAAGGUUGAUGUACAUCGUCCUUUUUUUUAUUGGCACAGAUGAAUGAUACAAAUUCAUCACUAUCUUUUUAAAUGAUUGUGUUGUUCAUGAUCACAAAUCGCACAAAGUAUUUACUAUAUAUGGAUUCAUGUAAUCCAGAUUCUGGAUUUAUUUAAUUCAGGCAAUGUACCCGUCGUUUUAUUUAAAUUAUCUCUUCUUAAUUCGUAAGUGGAGGAAUGAAUGGAAUUAUUCCUAAAAGCUCUCUCUUGCCCGAUUUUCGUUUCUUUAAAAGAAAAGAAAACGCACGGGCGUUGUUCCCGAUUGAUGUGUUUUUAUGAUGCAUAAUAUAUGGAAUUAUGGUAAAUUAUGGUGAUUUGGUUAUAGUUUUGUCAUGUUAUUUUUGGUGAAUAGUAUUCGAAAAAAUAAUAUUGUGUGCAGUGCGAAAAUGAUAAUGUAAAUAAUCUUCAAUUUAUUUAGUUACGUAUACAUUUACAUUAAUUUUUCAACUUAUUCAACUCUUACGACAGUGUAUGAUGUCAGAAAAAUCUGAGCCUUAUCAUGCUUACGGCAGCCCGGACGUUAUCAAUUUGGGGGUGUUGUGACUUUGGUGUGUGCUAAUGGUAACUGCACUCGCAAGCUCGGGAUCCACUAACAUUAUUUACAUGUACACUCAUAUCAAAAAACAAUUUUGAAAAAGUUAUUCCAUUCAUCAAAUUCACUCAUGCAUUUCACACUUGCAAUGAAUACUGAAGAGCGAGACCACAUAAAAUUUGACUUUUUGAUAAGUAUAAAUUUUCUCCUAACUGUAAAGAUUUUCAUAAACGUGAGAAUACGAGCAUCAUAUUUGUUAAGAAACAUAUUUGCAUUCUUUUAAUUUUGGGGUUUAUGUUCCAAAAUAAAAUGAUUUACUUCACGAAAACUGAGAAAAAAAUCCAAGCGUAUAACACUAUUGUUUCGAUUAUGAUUUUGCAUAAAAUUGUGAUUUCAGUUUUGAGUUUAGGAGCAAAAUUCAGCGAUGGCAACAUGUUGCAUGUAAUGUCCAUGUGGUUGCAUUUGCCGCGCCAAGAAAAUUCACUAUUUUAGCGGCCAUCCAUAAGUCUAUAUGGAUCUAUUGACAGUCGGGAGAUAAACAAUGUGCAUAUUAUAUUGGUGUAUAUACACAUGGUUUUGUUCUUUUUGUAUAAUAUUAUGACGUCGCUAUAUUAGCGCAUGUAUACAUAACCUUAUAUUAGACUAUACGCCAAAACACCGUAAUAUUAACGAAAAUAAAUAUACGAUGAUAAAUGCACCUCUGUGCCUAUAAAUUAGGCUUACAUUUGUAACCAAUAAUCUACAAAAAGGAUAAAAUUUUGAUUUUACAAUCAAUAUUUGAUUUGUAAAAUAAACAUUUCAGAGUAAUUUGUAGAUUAUCCUAUCAAUGUCGGGCAUGGUGCACAUGCAUGACAUGGGUCAUCUGUAGAGCGCCGGUCGCCUACAUAUAGGUCGUGGGAUCGAUCCCUAUAUCUGGCCGAGUCAUUUACCGAAAUGAGGGGCCUUCUGUCCUGUUGUCAGGCGCUCAUGAUGGAGACUGGUAAUAAUAACAUACUGUGCUAUGCAUGAUCCUUUUGAUAUUCAGCUAAUAGUGGAAAUGGCUGCCCCUGGCAAAAGGAAAGUGAUGAGGAAAUAUUUACUUCGGUUAGUCCAAUUUACAGGGUUUUUUUUAAAUCAAUGUACU